Rhodamnia argentea is the source of this 599-nucleotide messenger RNA. RefSeq names its product major allergen Pru ar 1-like. Gene Ontology annotation, molecular function: abscisic acid binding; protein phosphatase inhibitor activity; signaling receptor activity. The transcript has 2 exons. Gene Ontology annotation, biological process: abscisic acid-activated signaling pathway; defense response. The coding region runs from base 1 to 480 and encodes 159 amino acids. The record is from RefSeq and is a predicted model, not a curated record. NCBI's taxonomy places the organism in Eukaryota, Viridiplantae, Streptophyta, Magnoliopsida, Myrtales, Myrtaceae. Gene Ontology annotation, cellular component: nucleus; cytoplasm.
AUGGGUGUCGUUACCUAUUCUCAGGAGUUCACGUCUACCGUUGCUCCCUCGAGGAUGCUCAUGGAUUUGGUCCUUGACUCGCACAACGUCAUUCCCAAGAUUGUCCCCGGGGGCAUCAAGAGCGUUGAGUUCACCAAGGGAGAUGGUGGAGUUGGUAGCAUUAAGCAGACCAACUUUGGCAAAAGUGCUCACAUCAAGUACACAAAGCACAAGAUUGGUGCUCUUGAUGUAGAGAACUUAUACUGCAAGUAUACUUUGAUUGAAAGUGAUAUCAAGUUUGACGAAAUUGACUGCAUUGUCUUGGAGGUGAAGUUCACAUCAGCUAAUGGUGGAUGCGUCUGGAAGGUGACUAGCGACUAUCAUGUUAAGGAAGGUGCAGAGCUCAAGGAAGAUGACAUCAAGCAAGGCAAAGACAUGGCUAUGGGAUUGUUCAAGACAGUUGAAGAGUACCUCGUGGCGAACCCCGAUGUUUGUGCUUAAAUGCUCUUUUCAAAAUCCGUUGAAGUGAUAAUUAUUGGAACUUGGGGGGAUCUCUUUUGUAUGCUUCUUUUUGGAUCUAGCUUGGAGCUUUUGUGGGUGGAAUGGAUUUUUUAGUUGUC